This is a messenger RNA of Lodderomyces oxycetoniae, 1068 nucleotides long. RefSeq names its product centromeric DNA-binding histone H3-like protein (gene CSE4). Gene Ontology annotation, cellular component: nucleosome. NCBI's taxonomy places the organism in Eukaryota, Fungi, Ascomycota, Pichiomycetes, Serinales, Debaryomycetaceae. Gene Ontology annotation, molecular function: protein heterodimerization activity; DNA binding; structural constituent of chromatin. The record is from RefSeq and is a predicted model, not a curated record. The coding region runs from base 1 to 1068 and encodes 355 amino acids. The transcript has a single exon.
AUGGCUCGACUAUCAGAAACACCAACUAAUCAAGCAAAUCCAGCUCAUCCACCAGCUGAUCCCGCUCGAACAGCACAGGAGAGACAACGGGACGAGUUAAGACGACAAAGAGAAGCAAUUCGACGUCAAUAUCAAGAGAGGCGGAGGCAACAACAACAACAACAACAACAACAGCAGCAGCAGCAGCAGCAGCAGCAACCACUAGGUACCGGUAGGAAUGUCUCGCCUCAACAAGUGCAGCGACGAGGUGGUAUAGAAGAAUCUCUAAUACCUUCGGGCCGGCCAUCUCCUGCUGAGAGAUCAGGACAGUCUCCGAGAUUUGUGUCCUCAGCCACUGCAAUAAGAAGAGUUGACGAAGUUAAUUUGCGAGCUGGUCUUGUAGCUGAAUCCACCUCUGCAACAGAGGUAAGAAGACAGGCUACAUCUAGAUCUCCACCACAACCGCCGCAACCCUUUACAUCAACAACUAGACCAUCGCAACCCGCGACAAGCUCAAGAGCAACUGGACCUUCUCCUCCUCCUCCUCCUCCUCCUACUACUACUACUACUGCUGCUGCUGGUAGUGGUGGGACAACAGGUCGCAAGACUCUUCCGGGUGUUAGCUCCAUUACCACAGCUAGAGCAGAAUCAAGAAGCCGACCAGAGGAAAGACCAUCUGCUUUAUCAUCAUUAAGCCGGCACGCACAACCAACAACGACUUCAACCUCCAGUCUUCGCCAACAACAAGCGCAAGCACGUAAACGAACUGCACCAAGAGUCAAAAAAAGGUAUAGACCUGGGACACUAGCUCUUCGGGAAAUACGACAAUACCAAAAAUCGACCGAUCUAUUACUUCGGAAAUUACCCUUUGCAAGAUUAGUUAAAGAGAUUUCCUUGGAAUAUGUGGGACCGAGUUAUGGAUUGAGAUGGCAGCUGAAUGCCAUAUUAGCCUUACAAGAGGCUGCCGAAGGGUAUUUAAUACAUCUAUUGGAAGACACUAAUCUUUGUGCUAUUCAUGCUAAACGAGUUACAAUUAUGCAGAAAGAUAUACAGCUAGCCAGGAGAUUGAGAGGACAGAAUUGGCUAUAA